Messenger RNA from Cavenderia fasciculata, 2214 nucleotides. RefSeq lists its product as uncharacterized. The transcript has 8 exons. Bases 1 to 2214 code for a protein of 737 amino acids. Lineage: Eukaryota; Evosea; Eumycetozoa; Acytosteliales; Cavenderiaceae. The record is from RefSeq and is a predicted model, not a curated record.
AUGUAUAAUAAUAAUAGAUUUAUAUGUAUAUUAUUGUAUUUGUUGUUACUAUUGCUAUUUGUUAAUAGUCAAUCAACAAGAAAUACACCUCAUACAUCAACAACAACAAAUAUAAUUCAAGAUGAACCAGGAGGAAUACCAUUUAAAUUACAAAUAUUAUUAAUUGGAUUUCAAAGAGAUGGUGGAUAUGGUUAUAGUUUGGAUAACAAGUCAUUACAACAACUAUUGUUUGAUUCAUUCCCAACACAUAGACCUCGUUCCAUUCAUACAUCAAUCUAUAGUAAACUAUUUCAUAUCUUUGAUGAUCAAGAAAGAUUGUAUCACCCAAAACCAUUACUAUCACACUAUGAUAUCGAUUAUCAAGUCAAACAUUUACCAACUUCAACUUUAUUACAAUUGGAAUCAAAAAUGUCUUCUCUUUUACAAUCUACUGAAUCGAAUGUUGAUAAUGAAAAUUAUUAUUUAGCAAUUGAAGAAUUGGAAGUAUUUUAUGAAAAUGAAAUUAGAUUAUCAAGUCAAUCAAAUCAACCAGUUUAUACUAUAUUCUUUGUCAAUCCAUCAAAAGAGAGAUUAUUAUCAUCGGGUGGAUUAGUAUACCAAUAUAAAUUGGGUAAUCAUAUAACUGCACCUGCUUGGAUUGGUGCAAGUAGAUAUAUUGUGGUAGAUCUAAGUGCUGGUCCUCUCAAAUAUGGUUCAACUCUACACAAAUCAACAGAAGAAAAGAUUUCAGAAGGAUCAGUUUCUCAUGAUUCAUUACCAAGAUUAAUUGAAUAUUUUCAAAAUAAGGAAUAUUCUGGUACAAGUUUACAAGGUGCUUCUCAAGUUGAAAUUGAAGCACAUUUAUCAUCAAUUAUAAUUAAUAGUUUACAAAAUGUUUAUUUAUCAGAUACAAAUUAUGAUUUUAUACCUUUAUUUCAAAAAGUUCUCAUUCCCAUUUUAAUAUUUAAGGAUUAUGAUCCAAAUGAUCAAACGAUCAAAGUAGAUAUUGAUCUAAAUCUAAUUGAAAAGGAAUCAAAAAGAAUAUUCCCAUUCUCUGAUGUCAAAGUCGUAAUGGGUGCUCAUUCAAUUCAUGAACAUAAACAUAUUUCAAUGGCUCUUGCAAAAUCAAUCAAAUCUCAUUCUUCUUUUGAAUUGAAUCCAAUUACAAAUAAAUUUGAAUCAAGUUUAAAAACAUUUAUUGAUAGUAAAGAAUUAUUAUUAAAAUUAAAAAGUGAAGAUGAUAUACUUGCUUCUGGUUUAAUUGGUGAAGAAAAUUCAAAAAUCCCUACCAAUUUUAAUCAAAAAGAUAAUAUACAAAGAACAAAAAUAUUACCAAUUUAUAUAUUUUCAUUAAUAAAUACAGAUGAAAAUAUAUUAUUGGAUAAAUACCAUUUACAAGUAUCGGAUCAAGAAGCAAUUGUAGUAUUACAUUCACCCUAUCAAUUCCAAGGAAUUCAUUAUCAAGGAUCACAGGUGGUCGAUAUUAAACCAAAACUAAUUAAUCGUAAUAUUGUUGCAGGAUUGGCAUCUUGUCAAGGUCUAUUGGGUCCAACCUUUAGAUACUCUCCACAACAUGAUAAAAUUAAAAACAACUAUCUUUGGUCAUUUGGUCAUCAUCCUUUUGGUUUCUUUGGCAACACUUCAGAAAUCUCUCAAAUCUUUACAGAUAUUAUCACAAGAAAUACUAUUAUUACUAGUAUUCAAAGUUCAACAGAUAUUUUAAAUCAAGCUUUACAAUUAAUUUCAGAUUUUACAAAUAAAUAUUUAUUAGAUUCAUUAGGAUUUGAUAUUGAUGAAAAUGUACCAUCUGGAGGUUUAUUAAUUGAUAGAUUCUAUCAUUCCCCACCAAGUAAAUUACCAAUCAUCAAAGAAUCUAUCAAAAAACUACACGAUGAAUUGGAUAUCAUCUAUGAUUCAACCAAACAUUCUUUGGAUCUAUUACAAACUCUUUCUCCUGAUUUAAUUAUGAAAAAAUCACAAAAAGAAAUAAUAUCAAAACAAUUAAUAUUAUUGAAUAGUCAAGUAUCUGGAUUCUAUGAUUAUGUUGAAGCAGAAUUAAAACAAACCGAAUCACAAUUGGAAUGUUGCAAGAUCAAUUCCAUCACUAUUGGUAAACCUUCUAAAUUUACAACAUCCAAAUCAAUCUUUGUAUUGUCAUCACUUGCAUUACUCAUAAUUCUAUUCAUAAUGACAACAAAUAAUUAUAAAAAUAAUCAAGCAAAGAAAAAGAAAUAA